AUGCUGUUCCGGACCGCUUUGGCGCUUAGCCUCUUAUUGGCGUUUUGCGACGCCCUGUCGCGGCAAAAGAGAAUCGUCGGCGGAUAUCCUUCGCUGCUGCCGAAAUCCGACGGUUUCAACGACAACCAACCAUCCGGUAAUUCCGGUAAUUCCGAGACUGAUGAGAAUAACGUGGUACAAGUGCAAGACGACUACCGGUCUGCCACGGUCACCGGUGUCGAGGAACCCGAAGGCUAUCAAGCGUACAAAGGCAUCAGGUACGCCGAACCACCCGUGGGAAGACUCAGGUUUCAGCGUCCAUCUUUUGUUCGUCUUUCUGGAAAAAUCGAUGCAACCAAAUUUGGAUCUCCUUGCCCACAGUUGAGUUCUGAUGGCAGUGGACUAGUUGGAAGUGAAGAUUGUUUAUUUCUCAAUGUGUUCACUCCGUUGAAAAAACUCAAGAACUCAAAGAUUCCAGUAUUGAUUUGGAUACACGGAGGAGGUUUCUUUAGUGGUUCUGCUUUACAAUAUGGACCUGCCCAUUUAGUGAAAAAUAAUAUUAUUGUAGUUACAAUACAAUAUAGACUUGGAUCAUUAGGUUGGCUUACAAGUAAUUUAAAAGAACUUCCUGGAAAUGUUGGAUUAUUUGAUAUGCGUGCUGCUGUUAAAUGGGUUACAGAAUAUAUUCAUCAUUUUAACGGAGAUCCAGAACGAAUAGUUGUAUCUGGUCAAGGUAGUGCGGCUAGUGCUGUAACAUUACUGGCAAUGUCAGAUUUUUCAAAAGGAAUGAUAAGUGGAAUUGUUGCAAUGAGUGGUAGCCCAGUGUCUGCAUUUGCAGUAGACCCUGCACCAAAACAAACAUAUCAAAAUAUGACUACGUUACUAGGAUGUGAUCAAUCUGUUCCAUUAGAAGCAAUUCGAUGUUUGCAAAUGUUAUCAAUCCAAACCAUUAUUGACUCUGACUUUGAAUAUCAGAAUACAAAAUUAGGAAAUGAAGGAUACUUAACUGGAUUGGGUAGUUUGUUAAAUGUUGGUCCUGCUGUGGAAGGUAACAAUGAUGACCGUUUUUUGCCAAAUUUCAUCCUAGAUUCACCACUACAAUUAUUGAAGAAACACAAAUCACCUAAAAUCCCAAUGCUUACUGGUGUUAAUAAGUUAGAAACUAAAUCAGGAAUUUUGGGAAAAUACCAAGAUCAAGUAAUUGACAAUUUGAACAAAAUACCAGACUAUGUUAAUAAAGUACUACCACAGAAAGUGCUUAAUACUAAUACAGGUUUUUUCGAAGAUGGAAGUGUAAAUAAUGCUCUAAAGAACUUAUUUGAAAAUAUUGAAUACUUAAACUUAUUCAAACCAAAAAUUAAAACUGGGCUUAAAGAGCUGGUUACAAAAGUUAUGCAGGGAACAACGGACGCAUUAUUCAACAUGCCUGCAUUCUUUACAUCACAUUUAUGGUCAGCACGUAGCAAUACAUACUUUUAUAGUUUUGAACAUAAACCCAGUAUUAAAUCUCCAGGAAAAUGGUUUUUACCAAACAUAUUGGGGAAUCCUAAUGAAGAAGUAUCCAAAAAUGACGGAACCAAUUCUCAACAUGUUAGAGAGCCUGGCCAUGGAGAUGAAUUGAUAUAUUUGUAUGAUGUAAGGUCCAUUGAAGGUAAACAAAUUUCGGGAACCGAACUAAAAGAUAAAAAAGAUAUUGAAAUGAGGGAUAAUUUUACAUCAUUAGUAGCAGAGUUUGUAAAGAAUGGAAAACCAAAAUUAAAAAUAUUAGGAGAUGAAUGGCCUUCAUUUACUUCUUCAAAACAAUCAGAUUAUGUUGUACUUGGUGAGAAUUCACGUAUUGGAAAUAAGUUCCGUUUUUGUGAAAUGGGAUUGUGGGGUGGCGUGCCAGACAUAUUACAAUCAACAGACUGCCACUUUCAGGGAAUAUCUGAUAUAUUGAAAACAGUCCCAGAUUUAUUACAAAAUGGUGUGUUAGGCGAAGGGGUGGUAAAUUUACUACCUCGAAACCCAAUUGAUGGUUUACUAAAAAAUGGUAAAAAUCCAUCAUUAGAUAUUAAAAAUGUACCAUUGCUAGAUACUAAUUUAGGUCCUACAAAUGGAAUAAGAAAUACAUUAGCAUCAGGUAUAAAAAGACAAGAUGCCACUACCAGACCACCUAAUUCGAAUACACAAAAGCCAACUAAUAUAAGGUCAAGUGGUUUUGGCACAGUUUCAGGUUUCCCUAGACCAUUAUUUGGUUAG
This is a messenger RNA of Macrosiphum euphorbiae (potato aphid), 2220 nucleotides long. NCBI's taxonomy places the organism in Eukaryota, Metazoa, Arthropoda, Insecta, Hemiptera, Aphididae. The record is from the annotation of a GenBank genome assembly.